GCUUUAUGUCCCGAUAAUAUUUUGUGUUGGCAGACCUGACAAGCAGAACGCGAUUCAUUACAUUACACAGUUGAGUGAGUGCUGAGUGACAUUUCAUUUUUUGUUUUUCUCACAGAAAGAAAUAAAUUAACUGCAAAAAUGAGUUUCGGUUAUUCGAGCAUAAAGGCAACGCCUGAGUGUAAUGAUAAAUUGGGCAGUGGCGAUAAUUAUGGAAUCCAGAGUCCCAUGGUUGCAGGUUUGGGGGCAACUAGAAAAACAUUUGGAUUCAAUCAUCCUCUGGAAGCAACAGAAAAAGUGUACAAUAAAAAUAAAGAACGAAUGGAAAUGACAAUGCUUCGAAAUGCUCAAGGUUUACAUGCACCAAUGCGAUUGGCAAUGGAAAUUAGAUCCUCAGAAAAAAUUGGUAGACUUCCAUUUUUACAAUCGUCAAUGGCAUUGAGAGAUUCACUCCUAGGAAGAGACAUCGAAAUUGGCUUUGAAGACAUUCUGAACUCCUCGGAAUUCAGAGAACAAAUGGGACAACCACAUGCAAUGGUAGAAAAAAGUCUUGGAAUUUUGUAAGACAAAUUCUUUUAUUUGUUUUCUUUUUUCUCCCACUCUCCUACUAUCAUUGUUUUUUUUAUAAUUAAAGGUAAGAUUAAAAAUUCUUAGUCGUUAAAAAAUAAUUCAUGUCAAUAAAUAAAUUAAACUUUC
This is a messenger RNA of Leptopilina heterotoma, 693 nucleotides long. It is a transcript of the gene Pomp, whose product is annotated as proteasome maturation protein. Bases 139 to 561 code for a protein of 140 amino acids. Gene Ontology annotation, biological process: proteasome assembly. Gene Ontology annotation, cellular component: cytoplasm; nucleus. The transcript has 5 exons. The record is from RefSeq and is a predicted model, not a curated record. Lineage: Eukaryota; Metazoa; Arthropoda; Insecta; Hymenoptera; Figitidae.